GGACAGGAGAGGAAGAAGAGAGGUUAGAAUUAAAGAGAAGAUGCUGGAGCAGCAGCAGGAAAAGAAGGAGGAGCUGAUGCAGAAGCUGGCCCACCUGGAGUCUAUAGAGAAGCAGCUGAUCACUGAGUGGGAGGAACAUGAAGCUGCCGUUACCACACUGAAGAGCCAAAUGGAUUCAGAGCAAGCACACGUGUUUCAGGAUACUAAGAAUCAAGUGAAAAGCUCCAUCAGAAAUAAGGUCACAGCUGCUGUUGAGGAGAAGACGACUCCGCACAGGGAGGUGUUUGCAAAAGUCCAGGAGCCUUUGAAAGACAAGAGAAAACUGUUGGAGGAGUUGGCCGCCCUGCAGCUUAAAGAGAGAGAGCUCCUCAUAAAGAUGGAGGACAGGAAGGUGGCUCUCCACAAAACUCUCCAGGACAUCGACAGACUCAGUAAGAAACAAGAGCAGCUGAUAAAGGAGUGCCAGCAGCUCAUGGUUGAGCUGAACGACUGCAGCAAAAUGCAUCACCUCCUGCUGGCCAAGGAGCUGGACCUCAGACAGCAGCUGAGCUCAGAAACUGAGAGGUGCAGUCAGAUGGCAGCCGUGGCGCCUCAGGUGGAGGUCGAGCUGCAGGAGGAGAUGAGCAGCAGGAGGCAACUUGAGGCAGACGUGCAGGAAGCAGCAAACAUACUGAGACCUGCUGUGAUGGGCUCAGAGAAAGUAUCCGAGGCUCAGUGGAAGAAGCUGCGUGAGAUCCUGGAAAGCAGCGCCUCCCAUGGAACAGAGUCCGCUCUUUAUGAUUCCCCAGAGACAUCUGGCCCCGGACCAGUCAGGUGCUUGGAAACACUUUGCCCUGCACAGAGUCUGAACCUUGCCACAGAUCUAUCGUUCUUACUGGUCCGCUACAGGCCAGGCGACUGCGGCCUUGUGACCCUCCUGGAAAUCCAAAGCAGCCACCUGUGCAGCAGGUGCUCAGCCCACCUGCAGGCAGCUGCCUCUCCUCAGGAAGCUCUGCUGUCAGAAGGCAUCCAUGACAGCCCUGACCCAUCCCACUCGGCUCCUCUGGACACUCAUGCAGAGGCUGCAGACUGCUGA
This is a messenger RNA of Archocentrus centrarchus (flier cichlid), 1075 nucleotides long. Its product is annotated as intersectin-1-like. The record is from RefSeq and is a predicted model, not a curated record. The coding region runs from base 41 to 1075 and encodes 344 amino acids. The transcript has 8 exons. NCBI's taxonomy places the organism in Eukaryota, Metazoa, Chordata, Actinopteri, Cichliformes, Cichlidae.